CCAAGGGCGCAGCGUUUUCCGCGGAAUAACGCGUCCGAGAGCACUCGCGGACGCACUACGCUCGUCGCGACGCCACCCGACGUAGCUCCGGGUAGCCGCGAUCCGCCGUCGUCGUCGUCGCCGUGCAGUUGGGACCUGGACCCGCGAUGUCCGAGGACUAUCAGCACGCAUGCGAGAGGGCAGAAUUGCUGGGCUUGCCGAGGCCCAGCGAGGAGGAGUGGCGGCAGUCGCAGAGCGAGAAUCGUCAUCCCGACGACGGCGACGACGAUAGUGCAUUAAAGGACUUGGAUUACGCGGACGAGAAGGCCGGGCACAUCGGCGGCGGUCUGGACGAGCUGAACACCAUUUUGACCUCUACGCAGAAGAAGCUCAACAGAUUCAAGACAGUUUGUGGCAGUCUGGGAACAUUGCUCAAGGGGAAGGUGAGUUCUCGCGGCGGGACGCCGCGUCACAAGCCCGAGGAGCCGAAUCCCGAUGCGGAGCAGGAAAAUCAGGAGAAGCUCGAGUCUACGGUCGACGAGGUGAUGACGGUGGAGACGUCGUCGGACGACGUCGUCGCGGCGGACCAGCCGGCGGACAGCGGCGUCCAGCCGAAGCAGAUCGAUCUCGGCCAGAAAAUGGGAUCCCAUCUGAACAAGCUGGACUCCCUGAUCACGAAGGCCGAGAACGCUCAAUACAGUAUGCAGCAUCAAACGAAGCAAAUGAAAAAGUUCCUGAAGAAGUAAAAAUCGCAAUAAACGAAACGAAAAAUCGCUACAAUUGACGAAUUGACCGGCUGGAUGAACAAAAAUUCUCGCGAGAUCGAUUAACAAUUGAAUUAAUAAGCUUCCAUUUUUUGAAUAUGAAAGCUCGAGUGAAUAUUUUACAGAUGUAUGUCAUGCGCGUAAAUUAAUCCCGAGGUGUUUCUUGACUUGGACCGGUAAAUUCUACAUUCUUGUUGAUGCAUAGUUACGUAAGGAAACAUAAGCAAUUUCGCGGGCAACCGACGCAUAUAGGAAAACUUGAAUUGUUACAUUGCACAUAUGAAGUUUAAUUGUUGCAUCGAAUAUCAAUACCUCUCUCGCAAUAUAUUUAUCAGAGUCGCGAGAAGAAAUGUUGUGAAUAAUUGUUAUCAAUUCUUUUAUAUGUCGCGCGACGUUAUCUUUGUCGCUAAAAGCCCAGUAUUGUUACGAUAAUAUAUGUAUUGUCAAAUGUAUGUAUAUAUAUUUAUAUAUAUCUAUAUAUAUUAUAUAUAAUUUAAAUUUAAAUGGCACUCUUUAAAAUAUCUAAUUUUAUGUAUAUACAAUAUAUACAUAUAUGGAUAUUGUUGACAAAUGUAGUAUUGUUACAUAGAUACGAGUAUAUUUCCGGUUAUUAAGGCUUAUGCUUGGAUCCUUGACAAUACUGACAUAUCAGGUGUAAAAGAUACGGAAAAGCACGUUUGGCAAAUCGCGAGCCAGUGAUAAGCUUUCCUAUUCUGCAAAUGAUGUGAUAUUGUUUUACAUCGAUAUAGGAAUUAUUAUAACUUCUUACGAUCUAUAUGUAUAUAUUUUAUUAUUGAAUACUUUGCGCUUUGUGUUUUAACGAAAUCUAAAUUGUAUUAAUAUACUAAACGACAGAUAUAUAUA
This is a messenger RNA of Monomorium pharaonis (pharaoh ant), 1607 nucleotides long. RefSeq lists its product as uncharacterized. NCBI's taxonomy places the organism in Eukaryota, Metazoa, Arthropoda, Insecta, Hymenoptera, Formicidae. The transcript is spliced from 3 exons. The record is from RefSeq and is a predicted model, not a curated record. The coding region runs from base 147 to 725 and encodes 192 amino acids.